Molecule: messenger RNA, 3472 nt
Organism: Oryzias melastigma (Indian medaka)
Lineage: Eukaryota; Metazoa; Chordata; Actinopteri; Beloniformes; Adrianichthyidae
Gene: klhdc4
Product: kelch domain containing 4
Exons: 13
Coding region: 378-2135 (585 amino acids)
Molecular function (GO): protein binding
Source: RefSeq, a predicted model, not a curated record
CACCUUUAAGGAGUUUAGCUGCUGCUUCUCUAAAACCGAGAGGAGCCAGGUGAGGCGGCUCAAGUUCUCCCAUCCACCUUGAGUGGAGGCCUGGAGGGUUUUGCUCACUGAAAAUGCUUUAGGGACGCCCCCAAUAGAACCAAAGUUGGAUCUGUGGAAAAUUAUGUCUGGAGGUGCCUGAUGAAGAAGUACCACUCCGAUGCGUGAGGGGGCGCUGCCCUGCCGGAACUUCUGCAUACACAUUUGUUGCCGGAAGUUGAUCUCACCGUCUGGAGAAGCAGCGUGGGGUUUGACGUGUGUGCCUUUCACAAAAUGUAUGGAUUUCUUUAACUAAAAACAUAAAUUAAUCGUUUUAGUGUCUGUGAAUCAAAGUAGUCAUGGGGAAGAAAGGAAAAAAGGAGAAGAAGGUGAAAGGAGCGGAGAAAACAGCCGCUAAAAUGGAGAAGAAAGUGUCAAAAAGGUCUAAAAGAGAGGAGGAGGAUUUAGAGGCUUUGAUCGCUGAGUUUCAGAACCUGGAUGCAAAGAAAACUCAGGUUGUAGAAACAUCUUGUCCACCUCCAUCACCCCGACUGAACGCAUCAUUCUCUGCUCAUCCUGAGAAAGAAGAACUCAUCCUGUUUGGAGGAGAAUUCUUCAAUGGAAAAAAGACGUUUCUGUACAACGACCUGUUUUUCUACAACAUUAAGAAGAACACCUGGGUGAAGUCUGACAUUCCCAACCCUCCUCCACCUCGCUGCUCCCACCAGGCGGUGGUUGUUCCUCAGGGUGGGGGUCAGCUGUGGGUGUUUGGAGGAGAAUUUGCUUCCCCAAACGGGGAGCAGUUUUACCACUACAAGGACCUUUGGGUGCUUCACCUCGCCACGCACACGUGGGAGAACAUCAAAGCAGCCGGUGGGCCGUCGGGCCGCAGUGGACACCGGAUGGUCCUCAGUAAGAGGCAGCUGCUGGUGUUUGGAGGUUUCCAUGAGAGCGCCAGGGAUUUCAUCUACUACAACGACGUCUACUCCUUCUCCCUGGACACCUUCACCUGGUCGAGGCUGGCUCCUUCAGGCUCCGCCCCCUGCCCUCGUUCUGCUUGCCAGAUGACCUCCACUCCGGACGGCGCGGGCGUCAUCAUCUACGGCGGAUACUCUAAGGCGAGAGUGAAGAAGGACGUGGAGAAAGGCAGCAUCCACUCCGACAUGUUCCUCCUGAAGCGGGAGGGGAAGGACGCUCACGAGAAGUGGGCGUGGUCCAGACUGAACCCCUCCGGUAGUAAGCCCCCCCCUCGCUCCGGCUUCUCUCUGGCCGCGGGUCCAGCGGGGCGGGCGGUGCUGUUUGGGGGGGUUUGUGAUGAGGAGGAGGAAGAGACUCUGGAGGGAGACUUCUAUAACGAUCUGUACCUGUAUGACUCGGUGAAGAACCGCUGGUUCCCUGGCGUGCUGAGGGGGAACAAGACGGAGAAAAAAAAACGACGGAGGGGGAAGAAGGCUACAGCAGAGGAGGAGGGCGGGGCAACGGAGGAGGAGGCGGAGCCUCAGGGACCCACUGAGAUCAUUAAGGAGAUCGUCACUGAGGAUGGCACGGUGAUGACCAUCAAGGAAGUGAUUCCCGCUCCUCAAGAUGACGAGGAAGAAGAAGAGGAGGAGGAGGAGGAAGAGCAGGAUGCUUCGGCCUCGGCGCCGCUGGUGGAGCCGUGUCCCAGAUCCAGCGCCAUGGCGACGGUGCGUCUGGGAAAGCUGUAUCUGUACGGAGGGAUGUUUGAGGUGGGAGACCGCCAGUUCACGCUGGGCGACUUCUACUGCCUGGACCUCCACAAGAUGGAGCAGUGGGAGGUGCUAGUAGAGAUGGAUCCAAAGACGCAGGAGUGGCUGGAGGAGUCUGAGUCAGAGGGUGAAGAGGACGAAGAGGAGGAGGAGGCAGGAGGAGGAGGAGCAGAAGGAGAGGAGGAGGCUGAAGAGGAAAGUGAGGAUGAAGAAGAUGAAGAGGAGGAGCACCCGGCUGUGCAGGAUGGAGAGACAGUGACGGACUACCAGACCCGGACGGAGCAGUACUGGAUCGGAGUGGCGCGGAGCAACAUGGGCCCCGACGCCAAGGAUAAGAAGGUUGCCAAAGUCGCCCUCGCCAUGGCCAAAGUCUUCUAUGAAGACCAGUAGAGGGACACACAAGCCUUUUCUUUCGAUAGAAGAUCUUUUUUUCAUGAAGACUGUCAAAAACGGAUGCAAGGAAGAGUCUGUAUUAAACUUCAUCCGAUUGAUGAAACUUUAUCAAUUUAUAAGUGAACUUUUUCAUUGAUUUUUAAUUAAAAAAAAACACCAUCUAGGGUCUGAUUUUAAGGACAUCUAAGACAGAUUUAAUUUUUAGUGUUUAAAAAUAAAAACUUUAGACGAGGUCACAUCAAUAUUCAAACAUUGAUCUCCAGUCUAUAGUCUAGAGCCGUUCCUGUCUAUGUUUUACAGAUCUUUAACCACAGGAUCAUCUUCUCUCCUUCUGAUUUUCACACAAUCUUCUGGUUACACUUUGAACACAUUUGUUUUAGACGUAGCAUCUUUUGGGUGUUACCUUCCCAUUUUUACGCUUCUAAGGAACCAAAAAAACCCUAAAUCGAGCCUCUGGGUCAGUUUUUGUUGCUCCAUCUGUGAUCCUUGUCUAGUCUGAUGAGGGGAGAGGCUGCACGAAUCGUCAUCAAGGCACCAGGAUGAAUCAAAUUCGAGAAACACUUUCACCUCCUUCCUAAUGCUUCUUUCAAAAUAAAAGUCCCUGAACCCAAUUCAGUUCCCAAAAUACCCACAUGGUGGCUCAGUCUCCUCUCACUGCUACAUAAGAACCGAAAAAGCUUUAUUUAAAAGAAACUUGAUUCAACUCUGUGCUUAGGAUAAAACUAGACUGGAGGUCAUUUUUUUUAUUAACCUUUUUAUUCCUUUAAGAUGAAAUUUGUGCUGAGACAAACCGUCGGAUCUUCAGCUGUCUUUAACUCGGACGAGUCUUAAGCGCCUUUAUUUCACUAUUUUGACUAUUCUUAGAGAGCUGCAUGGUGGUGUUCUAUGGUCCUCGGGCCCCCUGGUUUCCUCCAAAAGUACAAAGACACCCUCAUAAAUGUAUUGGUGAUUCUAAAUAUUGGAUGUAAUGAAAUUACAGACUGCCAACACGUUCAGGGGGAACCUCACCUUUCUCCAACAGCCGUUGGGAUAGGCUCCAGCAACUCCACAACCUCAAAAGGGGUUAAUUGAGUUCUGAAGAUGGAUUGAUGGAGUAUUCUUGGAAAAACAAGAGGUUUGGCACAUUAUUUUUGGCUAAAAGGAUAAAUGUGAAAAACAAUCUGUUUACAGUCGGUGGUUGAAAAGGAUGAAGCAGGAAGUUCCUUCUUUUUUCUUCACGCUUGUUCUUUUUAUUUAUAGUAAAUGUCACAAAAAUGUAGAAAGAAAUUCCCUGGAAUGACAAAUUUAUGUUUUUGUCUUCUGUUAUUCCAAAUCAAAUUUAAUAGAUCAUCAAA